AUGCAGCCAAAAGGGCGAAAUUCACGCAGUGAGGUGUUCUACAUCAGCAAGAGCUUCAAAAAGGCCGUCACUCUUCCACCAGCACGAGCAUGGCGAGUGAAAGAGACCGACGUUGCAGCACGAGGAUACGUCUUGUGUAUCACCAAAUCAAAGGGACUAUUCUUCGAUAAGAUGACCAACCUCGAGCCAAGAUUGCUUACCCUUACUCGAAGCGGAUUGCUUAUCAUUUACAAUAAAGAAGAUAAAGGAUACGUCGUGGACGUGAAAGACGCCAAAGUGAUGACGACAAAAACUGAUCACUUCCGCACAAAACAACAGUCAUACCGCCGAUGCACUCUGAAGCUCAAGUUCAAGUAUGGUUCUGUUUCUAUGAUCAUGUUCAAUGAAGAGAUCCCCGCAUGGAGAACAGCGAUCGCAACAGCUCAUGAUGGUUUGCUGCGAACUCGACUGCAUUUCAUUGGAAUUCACCGAGGUCCUCCACUGGCAAUGCAAAGACUGGAUAAAACCCUAAAAAAUUUGGAAGAAGCCGGUGCCUCUACUGAUGAACGU
Haemonchus placei is the source of this 549-nucleotide messenger RNA. Lineage: Eukaryota; Metazoa; Nematoda; Chromadorea; Rhabditida; Trichostrongylidae. The record is from the annotation of a GenBank genome assembly.